GCCUUCUGAGUUCAUCCCUCCUCACUUAGCUCGGAAAGAAAGAGAAGAAGGACUAAUAGUCGAACUCCUCUCUCUCUAGUCUCUUCCCCCUUGCCCGCUCUCUCUCUUUGUAGUUUUCGAGAUUUCAGCGGAAACAGAUCGGUGGACUAGGUUGAGGAGUUCUGAGGAGCACGCAUCUACUCCCUCUAUCUAUCGCUGUCCCCUUGCAUUGCUUCGUUGAAGUAGUUGAAAGCUUCCUUUGAGCUCUACGUCCGUAUUUAACUAGAAAGAUUUGAAAUCCGCUGUCUAUUGAUGCUGGUUUCACUAAAAAGCUUCAAUCUUUGAGAUGCCGACCAGGCUAGGCCCCUUCGAACAAAUCGCUUCUGGGACAUUUCACAGGCGAUGUUAGUGGAGAAUAACGAGGUAUUGGCUGGAUAAGGAGCUGGAUUUGAGCCGAUAUGUUGAAUUGGAAUGAAAUGAAGAAACUCAAGAUACCAUUCUGAGAGUUGUAAAGCAAUUUCUUCUUUGGCAUUCUUAAUAGCUAUUAAUGGAUCCUCAGAUGCUCUCAGCAUCAGUUACUCUAUUAUUCCUUUUAUUCAUAGCAAAUCCAGUCAGGUCAGAUUUAACUGCUGACAAACAAGCUCUCCUUGCAUUUGCUGCUGCAAUACCCCAUGGCAGGAAACUCAACUGGAGUUCCAAUACUCCAGUUUGUUCCUUGUGGGUUGGAGUCAGAUGCGCACCUGACCAAAGCCGUGUUAUUAGUCUAAGGCUACCCGGGGUUGGUCUCCUUGGCCCAAUUCCUGCAAACACACUUGGAAAGCUUGACGCCCUUCAAGUUUUAAGCCUCCGAUCCAAUGGCCUUGCCUCAAAUAUUCCUCCUGAUGUCCCAUCAAUUCCUUCUCUGCACUCACUCUUCCUUCAACAUAACAAUUUAUCUGGUGACAUACCCAAUUUGCUCACACCAAACCUUACCUUCUUUGACGUUUCUUAUAACUCUUUUAUAGGAGAAAUUCCCUUAGAAAUCCAAAAUCUAACUCACCUAACUGCAUUGUAUUUACAGAACAAUUCUCUAUCUGGUAAUAUCCCUGACCUCAAGCUACCAAAACUAAAGCAUUUAAAUUUGAGCUUUAACAAUCUUAGUGGGCAUAUACCAAUCUCCCUCCAAAUCUUCCCAAAAGAAUCAUUCUUAGGAAACUCUUUCUUAUGUGGUCCUCCUCUAGAUCAAUGCCCUGGAACACCUUCACCAUCUCCAGCACCAACAACUCAACCACAUCACAAAAGAAGUUUCUGGAAAAAAUUGGGUAUAAAGGUUAUAAUUGCAAUUGCAGCUGGAGGUUUAGCACUACUCCUGCUUCUGGUAAUUGUUCUCUUGCUAUGUAUUUUGAGGAGAAGGGAUAGAGAAGACUAUAGAUCAUCCAAAGGGAAAGGCAUUGCUGGUUCAAGGGGUGAAAAGCCUGUAGAGGAGUACAGCAGCGGGGUUCAGGAAUCUGAGAAGAACAAACUGGUUUUCUUUGAAGGAUGUUCAUAUCACUUUGACUUAGAAGACCUACUGAGAGCAUCUGCUGAAGUUCUUGGUAAGGGAAGCUAUGGAACAACAUACAAGGCUGUUCUUGAGGAUGGAACCACUGUAGUAGUUAAAAGGCUCAAGGAAGUGGUGGUGGGGAAGAAAGAUUUUGAACAACAAAUGGAAAUGAUAGGAAAGAUUGGCCAACACCCCAAUAUUGCACCACUCCGCGCUUAUUACUAUUCCAAGGAUGAAAAACUUCUGGUCUAUGACUAUGUUCCUUCAGGCAGUUUUUCGGCCAUGCUACAUGGGAACCGAUCCAAUGGGAAACCUCCACUGGAUUGGGACUCAAGAGUGAAGAUUUCUUUGGCGGCAGCCCGCGGAAUCGCACAUAUUCAUGCAGAAGGUGGGGGGAGGUUUGCCCAUGGCAACAUAAAAUCCUCGAACGUCCUACUCACGCAGGAACUCGAUGCCUGUGUCAUCGACUUUGGCCUUGCUCCCAUCAUGAGUACAGCAGCAUCUCCAUCUCGGGUCGUGGUGGGAUACCGUGCUCCGGAAACCAUUGAAACCAAAAAGGUCACUCAGAAAUCUGAUGUGUACAGCUUUGGAGUCCUGCUGCUUGAGAUGUUAACUGGGAAAGCUCCAAUACAAUCACCAGGGCGUGACGAUGUGGUUGAUCUGCCGAGAUGGGUGCAGUCUGUGGUCAGAGAAGAAUGGACUGCUGAAGUGUUUGAUGUGGAGCUGAUGAGGCAUCAGACCAUAGAAGAAGAGCUAGUGCAAGUGCUCCAGAUUGCAAUGGCUUGUGUUGCAAGAGUUCCAGAUCAACGUCCCAAGAUAGAGGAGGUGAUAAGAAUGAUUGAGGAAUUCCGACAGUCUGACUCAGAAAACCGCCCAUCCUCUGAGAAAUCUAAGGAUUCUGUUACUCCUACACCAUGACAGAGCAAAACAAGUAGCAGCAGUUUGCUUUGUGCCAGUUAGCUUCAGUGGAGGUCUUUCUGUUUGAAUUGUUAUUAUUUUUUGUGUGUAGAACUGGUAAAAAAUGUCUUCCUCUGCCUAACCAUUUCUUCUGAAUUAGGGUGCAUAUUUAUUGUAAACAUCUUAUAUUCAUGAUUCAUAGAUGAUUGAAUUUCUGAUUCCAGUUGUGUGAGUUUCUUCUGAUGGUAAAUUGUUGUUUGUACUCGAUUCCAUAAGCACAGAGAUAUUCUGUUCUUGCUUUCUUAAUUCAA
Molecule: messenger RNA, 2709 nt
Organism: Dendrobium catenatum
Lineage: Eukaryota; Viridiplantae; Streptophyta; Magnoliopsida; Asparagales; Orchidaceae
Product: probable inactive receptor kinase At5g58300
Exons: 4
Coding region: 527-2419 (630 amino acids)
Biological process (GO): protein phosphorylation
Molecular function (GO): protein binding; ATP binding; protein kinase activity
Source: RefSeq, a predicted model, not a curated record